UUUCAUGUCAAGAACGUGCCUAGAAUAAAAAGGGCCAAAGCAUUAUUCGUUCAAAGCAUGAAACAAUAAUUUCACAAUUCAACCAGUACCACACUUUUUUUUCUGGCUCCAAAAUUCAGUGGGUCCUCAUGUUCUGGUCUGGAUUAGGCACACUCAUGUGAACAUACCCCAAGUCCUUCACCUGACAUGUUUCUGAACAUUCCUCACAUCACAAUAAUAUCAUACUUAUCACCUAUUUAGUAAUCACUGCAUGGCUUCACUUCAUUCACCCCUAUAUAUAUACAUCUCUACAUUUUCUUCUGAUACUACCAAUUCCAACCACAGAAACAUUUUAUCAGUUCAUACAUAUAUCUUUACCCUUCUUCUUCUGCAUCAUGAAGACUGGUAACAGAUUUGUGGGGAUAGCCAAUGCCAAGCACAAACUUCAGAGAACUCUUUCACAGAGAAUCAAAAUGGCUUCUUCUGUCGCUGAUGUUCCAAAAGGGCACUUGGCAGUGUACGUUGGAGAGAAUCAUAAGAGGUUUGUGAUUCCAAUAUCUUACCUGAGCCACCCUUUGUUCAGAGACUUGUUGGAUUGGGCUGAAGAAGAAUUCGGAUUCAAUCACCCGAUGGGUGGUCUCACUAUUCCAUGCACUGAACAUUACUUCGUUACUCUAACUUCUUCUCUUAGUUAAUUACUUGUUCAGAAACCAGCAAUGGUUGGUUUCAUCAAUUUCACCAAUUCGACAUUGGCUAUUUUCAUUUUCCUAGUUCGUAGACAGAUAGGAGCAAUAAUAUCUGGCCUCGUCCAUUCAUUUUGUUCUGGAGAUUCUCCUUAAUCCAAUUGCAUCGCAAAUGAUGCCUUCAAAUUUUGUACAUAUAUCUCUCUCUCAAUUGAGUUCAAGCAAAUUUAUGCUUCCAAAUGUUGCUAUGAAAUCUCCAACUGAUAACAAAUGCCUUUGAAUA
Vigna unguiculata (cowpea) is the source of this 945-nucleotide messenger RNA. RefSeq names its product auxin-induced protein 15A-like. NCBI's taxonomy places the organism in Eukaryota, Viridiplantae, Streptophyta, Magnoliopsida, Fabales, Fabaceae. Gene Ontology annotation, biological process: response to auxin. The record is from RefSeq and is a predicted model, not a curated record.